AUGGGUGACUUGACAAACAGCGAUUUUUAUUCAAAGAACCAAAGAAAUGAGGCCAACCAUGCAGGAGAGUUUGGGUGCACGCUUCAGGAGCUGCGUUCCCUCAUGGAACUUCGAGGAAUGGAAGCAGUAGUAAAAAUUAAAGAAACAUAUGGGGACACUGAGGAUCUCUGCAGACGCUUGAAAACGUCUCCAAUAGAAGGAUUGCCCGGCACUGCUGCUGACUUAGAUAAAAGAAAGCUAAUAUAUGGGAAAAACUUUAUACCUCCGAAGAAGCCAAAAACUUUCAUACAGUUAGUCUGGGAAGCAUUACAGGAUGUGACUCUUAUCAUUUUGGAAAUCGCAGCCAUCAUAUCUCUUGGACUCUCAUUUUAUCAUCCACCUGGAGAGGGAAAUGAAGCCUGUGCAACUUCAAAAGGAGGAAGUGAAGAUGAAGGCGAGGCAGAAGCUGGUUGGAUUGAAGGUGCUGCCAUUCUCCUCUCUGUUAUUUGCGUGGUACUGGUUACUGCCUUUAACGACUGGAGCAAAGAGAAGCAAUUUCGUGGACUUCAAAGUCGUAUUGAGCAAGAACAGAAGUUUACUGUUGUCCGAGGUGGACAAGUAAUUCAAAUACCAGUAGCAGAGAUAGUAGUGGGGGACCUUGCACAGAUCAAGUACGGUGACCUCCUACCUGCUGAUGGGGUGUAUAUUCAAGGAAAUGACCUUAAGAUAGAUGAAAGCUCUUUAACUGGAGAGUCAGAUCAAGUCCGCAAAUCCAUUGACAAAGAUCCAAUGCUGCUUUCGGGUACUCAUGUCAUGGAGGGUUCUGGAAGAAUGGUUGUGACUGCAGUGGGAGUUAAUUCUCAGACAGGGAUAAUCUUUACUCUACUAGGUGCUGGUGAAGAAGGAGAGGAGAAGAAAGAUAAGAAAGGUAUGAAACAGGAGGAUGGACAUCUGCUUCCAGAUGGGGCAGCAGGUGCAAAUGCCACUGAUAAUGCAAAUGCCAGCUUAGUCAAUGGCAAAAUGCAGGAUGGAAAUAUGGAAAACAACCAGAAUAAAGCCAAACAACAGGAUGGGGCUGCUGCAAUGGAGAUGCAGCCACUGAAGAGUGCAGAAGGAGAUGGAGAUGACAAGGACAAGAGAAAAGCCAAUAUGCAUAAGAAAGAGAAAUCUGUUCUUCAGGGGAAGCUGACGAAAUUGGCUGUCCAGAUCGGCAAAGCAGGCUUGGUGAUGUCUGCCAUCACAGUCAUCAUUCUAGUGUUAUACUUUACUAUCGAGAACUUUGUAGUCAGCAAGAAGCCCUGGCUGCCCGAGUGCACUCCCAUCUAUGUUCAGUAUUUUGUCAAAUUCUUCAUAAUUGGCGUUACUGUGCUGGUAGUUGCUGUCCCAGAAGGACUUCCACUUGCAGUUACCAUCUCCCUUGCUUACUCCGUAAAGAAAAUGAUGAAAGAUAACAAUCUGGUCCGUCAUUUAGAUGCGUGCGAGACUAUGGGUAAUGCUACAGCCAUCUGCUCUGAUAAAACAGGGACGUUAACGACCAACCGGAUGACAGUAGUGCAAGCCUAUAUUGGAGAUGUCCAUUACAAAGAGAUCCCUGACCCAGAUUCCAUUCCAGCCAAAACUCUGGAUUUACUGGUUAAUGCAAUUGCCAUCAACAGUGCUUAUACUACAAAAAUUCUGCCACCAGAAAAGGAAGGUGGUCUACCUCGCCAGGUUGGCAACAAGACAGAAUGUGGACUACUGGGCUUUGUUUUAGAUCUGAAGCAGGAUUAUCAACCUGUCCGGAAUCAAAUGCCUGAAGAGAAGCUCUACAAAGUGUACACAUUUAACUCUGUAAGAAAGUCAAUGAGCACUGUGAUUAAAAUGCCAGAUGAAAGCUUCCGAAUGUACAGCAAAGGAGCUUCAGAAAUUGUCCUAAAGAAGUGUUCUAAGAUCCUUAACACAGCUGGUGAACCUCGCGUCUUCAGACCCCGUGAUCGGGAUGAGAUGGUAAAGAAAGUGAUUGAACCCAUGGCCUGUGAUGGACUGAGAACCAUCUGUGUUGCUUUUCGAGACUUCCCCAGCAGCCCUGAAGCAGACUGGGACAAUGAAAAUGACAUUUUAACUGACCUGACUUGCAUUUGUGUGGUUGGCAUAGAAGAUCCUGUAAGACCAGAGGUCCCAGAAGCCAUAAGAAAGUGCCAGCGAGCUGGAAUUACAGUCCGCAUGGUUACUGGGGACAACAUCAACACAGCUCGUGCCAUUGCCAUAAAGUGCGGCAUCAUCCACCCAGGGGAAGACUUCCUCUGUCUUGAGGGGAAAGAGUUCAACAGGAGGAUCCGAAACGAGAAGGGAGAUAUUGAGCAGGAGCGCAUUGACAAGAUCUGGCCAAAACUUCGUGUCCUUGCGCGUUCGUCUCCCACAGAUAAGCACACUUUGGUGAAAGGUAUUAUUGACAGCACACAAGUGGAGCAGAGGCAAGUUGUAGCUGUGACUGGGGAUGGAACGAAUGACGGACCAGCACUUAAGAAAGCUGAUGUUGGCUUUGCUAUGGGUAUUGCAGGAACUGAUGUGGCAAAGGAAGCCUCAGAUAUUAUCCUCACUGAUGAUAAUUUCAGUAGUAUUGUGAAAGCUGUAAUGUGGGGCCGUAAUGUCUAUGACAGUAUCUCCAAGUUUCUGCAGUUCCAGCUGACAGUAAACGUGGUGGCUGUAAUUGUGGCUUUCACUGGAGCUUGCAUUACCCAGGACUCUCCUUUAAAAGCUGUACAGAUGCUGUGGGUCAAUCUGAUUAUGGACACCUUUGCCUCUCUUGCUCUGGCCACGGAGCCCCCCACAGAAUCCCUUCUACUGAGGAAACCGUACGGUCGAAACAAGCCUCUUAUCUCACGAACCAUGAUGAAGAAUAUUAUGGGCCAUGCUGUGUACCAGCUCACUCUAAUUUUUACCCUCCUCUUUGUCGGUGAAAAAAUGUUCAAGAUCGACAGUGGCAGGAAUGCUCCGCUCCACUCUCCGCCCUCUGAGCACUAUACCAUCAUCUUCAACACCUUUGUCAUGAUGCAGCUGUUCAAUGAAAUCAAUGCACGCAAGAUCCACGGCGAAAGGAAUGUUUUCGAUGGCAUCUUCAGAAACCCUAUAUUUUGCACUAUUGUACUGGGUACAUUUGCUGUGCAGAUAGUAAUAGUACAGUUUGGUGGGAAACCUUUUAGCUGUUCCCCUUUGCAACUUGACCAAUGGAUGUGGUGUGUAUUUAUUGGAUUAGGUGAACUUGUCUGGGGUCAGGUCAUUGCAACCAUCCCGACAAGUCGGUUAAAAUUUUUAAAGGAAGCGGGAGGCCUGACUUUGAAAGAAGAAGUGCCUGAAGAGGAGAUGAAUGAAGAUGUAGAAGAGAUUGACCAUGCAGAGAGAGAGCUCCGGCGUGGACAAAUUCUUUGGUUCAGAGGGCUGAACAGAAUCCAAACCCAGAUCGAAGUAGUCAAUACUUUCAAGAGUGGGACUUCCUUUCAGGGGGCUCUCAGGAGACAAUCCUCCGUCACAAGCCAGAACCAGGAUAUCCGCGUCGUGAAGGCAUUCCGUAGCUCUCUCUAUGAAGGUUUAGAGAAACCAGAAUCUAGAACCUCCAUUCACAACUUUAUGACUCAUCCUGAAUUUAGGAUAGAAGAUUCCCAGCCCCAUAUUCCUCUCAUUGAUGACACUGAACUAGAAGACCCUGCACUCAAGCAAAACCCAAGUCCACCAUCUUCUCUGAACAAGAACAAUAGUGCUAUCGACAGUGGAAUAAACCUUACGACUGACACAAGUAAAUCAGCUACCUCUUCUAGUCCAGGAAGCCCUAUCCAUAGCCUGGAGACAUCACUUUAG
Varanus komodoensis (Komodo dragon) is the source of this 3813-nucleotide messenger RNA. It is a transcript of the gene ATP2B2, whose product is annotated as ATPase plasma membrane Ca2+ transporting 2. Gene Ontology annotation, cellular component: postsynaptic density membrane; intracellular membrane-bounded organelle. NCBI's taxonomy places the organism in Eukaryota, Metazoa, Chordata, Lepidosauria, Squamata, Varanidae. Gene Ontology annotation, biological process: calcium ion transmembrane transport; regulation of cytosolic calcium ion concentration. The coding region runs from base 1 to 3813 and encodes 1270 amino acids. Gene Ontology annotation, molecular function: P-type calcium transporter activity; ATP hydrolysis activity; PDZ domain binding. The record is from RefSeq and is a predicted model, not a curated record. The transcript is spliced from 23 exons.